AUGCUGUGGAAGUUGUUCAGAACCCCGGUUUUUACAGGGAAGAGCCAAUUCACCCGUACCUAUACGACACCACCACUAUGGAGAGCACUCGAGCACGGCGAAGAGGUCCCCAUCGAAGAAGCCGAGCUGUACCAAUACCAACGCUAUCGCUGGCUCACCAAAGACGCCGAGCAACUGGCUGCGCGGUACCGCAAAUUCCGGCUCCCAGCACUGGUCGAUGCCGCCAUCGAAGCUGCUGGUCAUGAUGCUUCGAAUUGUACCAAGGUCCUCAAAUGUAUCGAAGGGCAAUACAACAAGUCGUUGAUCCUGUCGAUGGACAAUGGCCAGGAGGUGGUAGCUCGGCUGCCCAAUCCUAAUGCAGGGCCGAAAUUCUACACCACCGCAUCGGAGGUGGCGACGCGACAGUUUCUCCGAGACCGUCUCGCUAUCCCCGUCCCUCGAAUUUACGCCUGGUCUGCAGAUGAAGCCAAUGCAGUCGGAGCCGAGUAUAUUCUGGAGGAGAAAGCGAGCGGGCAGCCGUUAGGGCUCCUGUGGAGUGACCUACCCUUUUCGGCUCGGUCGCACAUCGUCGACCAAGUCGUCGACAUCGAGCAGAGGCUUACGUCUGUCACUUUCCCGAGGCAUGGAUGCAUAUACUUCCAGUCAGACCUGGGAUCAAGACCAGAACAUCCUAGUCUCCAUCCAAUACAGAGUCCAGACGGUGACAGUCAGUCUGCUUUUGUUCUUGGUCUGUUGACCCAUCCACGAUACUGGCACCGCCCAACAGGAGAGGCAAGAUUGAACCUCCAGAGGGGGCCAUUCAAGAACAUGACGGAGUAUGCGAGAGCCAUUGCGAAAAACGAGAUUCAAUGGACGCAGACGCACGCACAACCAAGAAUGAACGACCAGCGAUCAGAGGAGCAGCCAGAGACUGCAGAUGAGUACAUCGCGCUGCUGAAGCGGUACAUCGAGCUUGUGCCCUACCUGGUCCGAGAGCCCGAGGAUCGUGAAUUCCCAAGUCAGCUGCUCCACCCUGAUCUACACUUGGACAACAUCUUCGUCGACCCAGCAACCAACGAUAUCACGGCCGUCAUCGACUGGCAGCAUGCGGCCGCUUCGCCAGUUGAUCUACAGCCGCUGUUUGCCCAGAUGCUGGAACCAACGACAGCGGGGACCGGAGAAGGCGACGACCCACUCCGCCAGAUUUAUCUCACCAAGCUCAAGGGUCUGAAUCUCAGGCGAUGGGAGGCGCUCACUGAGCCGUAUCAUAAACUCAGAACGGACCCUACCCGGCUGGUACCAGGUUGCGGGGAGCGAAAUGACCUAUUCUCUCUCCGCCAUGCAAUGAUCGCAGUGGUCGCCCAGUGGGACGAUGUAUGCACGAGUGGGAUCAAAUGCCCGAUCAAUUUCUCUCAACGUGAGCUCGAAGAGCAUGAGGAAGAGAUGGAGCUUAUCGAGGGUGUUUCAUUGGUCUUACGCCAGCUUCAAGAGCAAGGACUUCUCCCUCUGAGCGGCAUGGUUCUGCGCGAGCAGUAUGAUGAUGCUCAGAGAUUGAACCAGCAUUUCAGGAAUGAGUUCAUCGCGUUGGGGGAGGAUGCGAAACAGAGGGCGAUGCUUGCUAGGCUUUGGCCGUAUUCAUGA
This is a messenger RNA of Aspergillus japonicus CBS 114.51, 1620 nucleotides long. Its product is annotated as aminoglycoside phosphotransferase family protein. Gene Ontology annotation, cellular component: mitochondrion. The transcript has 6 exons. The record is from RefSeq and is a predicted model, not a curated record. NCBI's taxonomy places the organism in Eukaryota, Fungi, Ascomycota, Eurotiomycetes, Eurotiales, Aspergillaceae. Bases 1 to 1620 code for a protein of 539 amino acids.